AUGGUCCGAGAGCAGGCGCCUUAUGAGAGAAUAUGGGUCGGAGAUCCAGGCCCGGAGAUGGACCGUCUAUGGGAUCAUGUUGAAGCUGAACACUGCCUCGACUACGUGCGACAGGCCGUCAUGUGCAAUGCCAACACUACCCUUGUGACUCAUAAAUGGUUCAAGUCGGCACAGACGUUUGGACCCAAUUUCCGCACACAGCACACAUGCAGAAACUACGAGGCACUGAUGGAUUGGUCACUGGCGAGGUCACCGAACGUGAGGGCACAGCAAGGUCCCGGCUCCAAGGUUGCCGAGGACGAGACAAUGGUCAUGUCGGGUGAGCGCCUAGAGAAAACAAAGGCCGGACUGGGCGUCAGUGCUCAUGGAUAUCACAGCCCCUGA
Messenger RNA from Colletotrichum spaethianum, 384 nucleotides. RefSeq lists its product as uncharacterized. Bases 1 to 384 code for a protein of 127 amino acids. Gene Ontology annotation, biological process: mycotoxin biosynthetic process. NCBI's taxonomy places the organism in Eukaryota, Fungi, Ascomycota, Sordariomycetes, Glomerellales, Glomerellaceae. The record is from RefSeq and is a predicted model, not a curated record. The transcript has 2 exons.